AUGCUGUUCACCGUGCUUUGUGGCUUGGCGUCCUUGGUUGCGGCUAUUGCAAUUGCCGCAGGCAAAUACAGCGUACGCAGAAGCCGAAAAAAUGUUAUAGCGUCUCUAAACCAACAGCAUGUUGUAAUAAUCACCGGAUGCGACUCUGGCCUUGGCUUCAACCUGGCGCGCACGUGCUUGCAGGCCAGCAUGACGGUGAUUGCGACAUUCGUCAACGACCAUUCGGAAGGGCGUAGGAAGCUCAUGGAAAUGUCUGAAUCCGGUGGUCGGCUCAUUCCACUUGUACUUGACUUGACCCAGCAAUUCGGCAUCUGGGAUGCGCACGAUGCUGUGAGAAAUAUGUUCGAAACAGAGCUUCGUGACUGUCGACUGUACGCGAUUGUGAACAACAGCGCCGUGAUGUGUUUCGGCGAAGCAGAGUGGCAGUCGGCUGCCAUUACCAUGAAACAGCUGUCGGUCAAUCUGAGUGGUCUGCUGCGGUUUACGAUACCCCUUUUGGAAAUAUUGAGAAAGGACCGUGGCCGGCUGGUAGUCGUCACCAGUCAUUGCGGUCAGCAGGCGCUUCCCGGAUUGAGCGUUUACUCAGCCACUAAGGCAGCCCUUCGCGCCUGGUGUACCGCUGUGAGAAUUGAACUGGCACCCCAUCAUACGCCGGUGGUCGAGCUUGUGCCCGGCUCGUUUCUGCUUCACUCGAACAUUUGUGCCGAUCAAGUGGAAUUCUUCGACAAAAUGUGGUCCAACAUGAAGCCCGGGCAACAGCUUUAUUACGAGACCUACUUCCGGCAAUUCCGUGAUUACUUGGCGCCACUGUGUAGAUCACGCCCGAUCGAACCGUUUCCGGCUGAAGAUCCUCUACUGGAAUGCAUCCAUGGCGCACUGUUCGAUAAGCAGCCGAAGACGAUCUACAAAUGCGAAUCGUGGCGCUACUGGGUGUACUACACCGCAUUCGCUCUCGCGCCGAGCUUUGUGCGCGACAAACUAAUCCGCCGUUUUCUAGCUAUGCCUGAGUACAGUACUGACAACUAAACACAGUCCGAAGUCUGGCGUAUAAUUUUCCAGACUGUUGCUGUAACAAUUUUACCAAUUUUUCAUUUUUCUCCUUCAAUGUAAGGGUACACGCGCAGCUCUAUGCGAAUCUUCCAUUGUGCAAAGCAAUGCAGCUGGUCAUCUUUCGACAGGCUUUUGAAUAGCUGCGCCGAUUUUGGGUUUGCGUCCUGUAACGACUGGUGGUGGGUUCCUUUCAAGCAGGUUUGAAUUUUUGAGAACAGGUUCAAGCCCCACUGUGCUAAGUCUGCUCAAUGGUGCAGGUGUUCCAUAAAUGUGACCCGGUUUUUGGCCAAAUGGUCCUUGACAGAGUGAGUCGUCGCGUUGUCUUGAAUGACCAAGGAGUUUU
Anopheles bellator is the source of this 1393-nucleotide messenger RNA. Its product is annotated as short-chain dehydrogenase/reductase family 9C member 7-like. The transcript is spliced from 3 exons. The record is from RefSeq and is a predicted model, not a curated record. Bases 1 to 1026 code for a protein of 341 amino acids. Gene Ontology annotation, molecular function: oxidoreductase activity. NCBI's taxonomy places the organism in Eukaryota, Metazoa, Arthropoda, Insecta, Diptera, Culicidae.